UUUCUUGGCCGAUCAAAUCCAGAACAGAGCUUGACGAAGAAGUUACAGAGCAGAAGAGAAAUUCAGUACAAUGGAAAGCAUCUCGCCGUCGUCCGCUCAAUUCUCUUCGCCGUCGCCUGGUGUGAACAUUGCGGAGCGAGUGCAGUGGCACUCGCCGUUGCCGUAUUUAUUCGGCGGCCUUGCAGCGAUGCUGAGCCUGAUCGCCUUUGCGCUUGUCAUUUUGGCAUGUUCUUACUGGAACCUCUCCCGGCAGGACAGAGACAGCGGCGAUUUGGAGUCCGGCGGUGGUAACGAUGCCAAAAUCGACUUGGAGACGUCACUGGAGAAGGUUAACUACGACGAGAAAGUUCUGGUUAUAAUGGCCGGACAUCAGAACCCGACGUUCAUAGCAACGCCUGUGUGCGUUAAAGUUUCGUCCUCUGAAGUUGAAGCCGCCGCUAACAGUAAAUCUGAAGAGAAAGAGACGGCGGAGAAUUCGGAGAAAUCGAACAAAGAUUGCGAUCGAGAAUCAAAUACAGCCGUUCAGGAAUCCGUCGAUGAACAAAACGAGUAAGUUCUAAAUAAAUUGUACUGAAUUGAUUUCACUGUCUCGAUCGAGAAAUUUUGCCGCCAAUUUUCUAGGGCUCGAUUCGAGCUCUGUUUUACGGCUCCUUCGUUCGAGAAAUUUGUAAAUUACAGUGAAAAUCAUAAUCCGAUAUAGAAUUGUGAAAUCUCCUCCCCGCUUGUUUGAGAUUGAAAUCACAUUCUCAAUUCGCCAUU
Messenger RNA from Cucurbita pepo subsp. pepo (vegetable marrow), 759 nucleotides. RefSeq names its product protein GLUTAMINE DUMPER 5. Lineage: Eukaryota; Viridiplantae; Streptophyta; Magnoliopsida; Cucurbitales; Cucurbitaceae. Gene Ontology annotation, biological process: regulation of amino acid export. The record is from RefSeq and is a predicted model, not a curated record.